Messenger RNA from Heteronotia binoei (common prickly gecko), 925 nucleotides. RefSeq names its product chromosome 1 C21orf58 homolog (gene C1H21orf58). The record is from RefSeq and is a predicted model, not a curated record. Bases 55 to 912 code for a protein of 285 amino acids. The transcript has 8 exons. NCBI's taxonomy places the organism in Eukaryota, Metazoa, Chordata, Lepidosauria, Squamata, Gekkonidae.
UAUUUUGUUUCACUUUGCCAUUUUGUCAGCUCCUUCCCCGGGGAUUUACUCACAAUGACGGAUUCCGCUGUCGUGGAUCGCCUGGCGCGACUGAAACUCAAACUCCUUGAAAAGAAACUAGAAAAUGAGCAGAAAACUAUGGAGGGCUAUGAGUCUCCUGUUCCUGAAGCAAGGAAUUACAGAGGCCAUGAUUAUGCCUUACAAAGUGCACUGAGGAGAAGAAAAGACCUUCUGCAGCAACUCAGGGAGCAAAAGCUUUUGGAAGAAUUAUCACAACCACUAAACUCGCCAAGAAUCCAACGAAAGCACUACAGACAGGAACCAGAGAGCGUCUACCAAGCUCCUCCCCCUGCUCCUCCUCCUCCCCCACCACCACCAGCACCACCAAGAAUUAUCCAGCAAACAUUACCACAGCAGCCAGCAACCAUUAUUCAGCAGAUACCUCAGCAUUCACCACUCAUUACCCAAAUCCCACUUCCACAACCUUUUCCAGCUCCCCGCUCUGGGAGUAUUAAGGAAGAUAUGGUGGAAAUGAUGCUGAUGCAAAACGCGCAGAUGCACCAGAUCAUUAUGCAGAACAUGAUGCUGAAAUCUCUGCCACCGCCGGCAUAUUCACCGGCUAAUGGGCCUGGGGCUCCUCUGCUUCACCACGGACAGCCGCUUCCUGCCCCUAUUGUGUUACGAACGGAGAAACCUCGACCGUCAACUGUACAUCAUCAUCACUAUACAUCUGCAGGGGUGCCAGCUAUAUCUCCUCAGCUUGGCUUUCCCAUGUGGCCUUCAGUAAUGCCACCUGUUCUUGGCACACAACUGGGAGGAUUCCCGUCUGACCGCCAACAUCUGUCCAUCCCAACUACUGCAACACACACGGUCCCAGCCCAUGGACUGCUUGGACUACCCCCAGGCUUGUAAAUUUCGAUAGCAC